Teleopsis dalmanni is the source of this 1257-nucleotide messenger RNA. Its product is annotated as DAZ-associated protein 2. The coding region runs from base 193 to 648 and encodes 151 amino acids. The transcript has 3 exons. NCBI's taxonomy places the organism in Eukaryota, Metazoa, Arthropoda, Insecta, Diptera, Diopsidae. The record is from RefSeq and is a predicted model, not a curated record.
UUUGUUUUGAUUAUCGAUUCUUUUCGUUGCCAAUGAUUCAUGCACACAUCAACACAAGCUGCCCAAACGAAAACGAAACGAAAUGUCAAAUGAGUUGUGAAGAAACGUAAGCUUUUAAAGUUGUGAAGUUUUUUGUUAUUGUGAAAUUAAAUUUUUUUGAUUUUUAUCUUUUAAAAAAAAUAACAUUUCAAAAUGUCAGAAAAGCAUAGUGAAAAACAAAUACCAAUGAACCCAACAGCGCCACCCAACAAUGACAUGUUUGUGGCUAGCGAAUUCUCGCAGCGUGCUCCACCUCCAACAUAUGAGCAAAGCCAAAAAAUGUCUGCAGCUGUAGCGCCUCAACAACUUUAUGGCGCAAUGCAGGCACCAACUUCUCAUUUGCCACCAUACGGCACUGGCUAUGUUAAUCCUUAUCAAACACAUAUGCAGCAGCAUCAGCAUUACUACCAUCAGCCCAUGCCCAUGUCCCAUGAGACUGCAGAGACAAAGGUGAUAACUUUAGCAAAAGGUGCUGAAGUACGCCACACUGUAACAGGCGCUAUUAGCAUUCCACCACCACCGCCAGGUUAUGCAGCAACACCAGCACAAUUGGCCGCAAUGAAUGGUCAGCCUGUGGUUGUUAAGAAGAAGAAAAAUACAUUUUUUUAAAAUAUAUAAUUCCAGUUUAAAAUUUAAUCAAUAUUUUGCAUUCUAUUUAUGGGCAGGUGAUUUUUGCUCCUGAGCUAGCUUAGUUUGCGAAGCGCUAGAGUUUGAUUUAAAUCUUCUAUAACAAACAAUUACAAAUAUGCGUUCAAUUACUUAAUAUUGUUAAUUAUUUUAAUGUUAUAUUCAAUUUAUACUUCAUUAAAAAAAUAAAAAAUUGUGUCGAAUAUAUAUGUAUAUGCAGUUUGUCAGGGAAAUGUUUGCAAUGCCUACACAUGUAACAAAUCAUUGCUUAGUCCUAAGAACGAUAUGCAAAUUUAAAUUUUCUUCUUUAUUUAUUAUAAAUAUGUACUAUAUGUAUAUUUUCAAUAUAUAAGCAAAUGCAAGAAUGGAUUUAAAAUAUGAACAGAUAAAAUAUUGCAAACAUUUUCUUUGUAUGAGCUAUUUAUGAAUAUACAAAUACAUAUACACAUACGUGUAUAUAAAGUCUAUAACUAUAAAGUCAUAUUUAUAUGGAAAACAAAUAAUUUACAUGAAAUUAAAAAUAAUAUAUUUAAUGCACAUAAACAUAUGUAUAACAUAUAUUAUAAUGUUAAAAAUAAAUAUAUUUAUAUA